AGCGGUAGACCACGAGUAGCCUCCGCAGUACAACCUCAGCAAUCCCGCCGGAGAUCGGUUAAACUAAAGACUGGAGUAGUUCGUGAAGCGAUUUUCUUCAGUAUUUUUGGUAAUAACCAUCUCGGGGCCACCCAAUUUCCACCCUCCCUCUUAGUGGAUUUUUAUUUUUAGUUUAAGUUUGUUAAAAUGGCCAUCACAAGCAUGGAUCCGGGACCGGGUGUAGCUGCUUUGCAGUCAUGGGGACCUCAUGCUGAGGCCUAUGGCUCCAACCAUACCGUUGUGGAUAACGUGCUGCCUGAAAUGUUACACCUGAUAGACCCUCACUGGUACCAAUUUCCACCAAUGAACCCACUAUGGCACGGUCUGCUUGGAUUUGUCAUUGGCAUACUGGGCUUCGUUUCCAUCACGGGCAACGGAAUGGUAAUUUAUAUCUUCACAACAACCAAGUCUCUCAAAACCCCAUCAAAUCUCCUAGUUGUUAAUUUGGCUUUCUCCGACUUUCUGAUGAUGUGUUGCAUGGCUCCUGCUAUGCUUGUGAACUGUUACUACGAAACGUGGGUGUUCGGUCCACUUGCUUGUGAACUGUAUGCAUGCGCUGGAUCACUGUGCGGUUGUGCAUCAAUAUGGUCGAUGACCAUGAUUGCGUUUGACCGGUACAAUGUAAUCGUCAAGGGUAUUGCCGCCAAGCCUCUCACAAUCAAUGGCGCAUUGCUGCGAAUUCUUGGCAUCUGGGCGUUUUCACUAACAUGGACUGUAGCACCAAUGUUAGGAUGGAGCAGAUAUGUACCAGAAGGCAACAUGACCGCUUGCGGAACUGACUAUCUUGACAAGACUUGGCUGAGCCGCAGUUACAUCCUGGUUUACUCAGUCUUCUGUUACUUCUUGCCAUUGAUCCUCAUCAUCUACUCUUACUUCUUCAUUGUUCAAGCCGUUGCAGCACACGAGAAAGCUAUGAGGGAACAGGCCAAAAAAAUGAACGUGGCUUCUCUCAGGUCUUCAGAGGCGGCUAACACUAGCGCUGAGUGCAAAUUGGCUAAGGUAGCACUGAUGACCAUUUCUCUGUGGUUCAUGGCAUGGACUCCAUACUUGGUGAUCAAUUUCACCGGAAUAUUUGAAACCUACCCAAUCACACCGCUUGCCACUAUUUGGGGAUCCGUCUUUGCCAAGGCUAACGCUGUCUACAAUCCAAUUGUAUAUGGAAUCAGCCAUCCCAAGUACCGCGCAGCCUUGUACCAGAGGUUCCCAGCACUGGCUUGCCAACCCUCACCCGAGGAAGCAGCCAACGGGUCUGUGGCAUCUGCAGCAACUGCCUGCCAGGAAGAAAAACCAUCAGCGUAAAUACGGACACGACCAAUACCAAUGAACGGCCACGGCGAACUUGUGAUUUUGUAAAAAUUGUAAACUUUGACACAGAACAUGGGCUGAACAAAAUACUCAGGCUGUUGGAUAUUUUCUUUUCUGUAUAAUAUUAUAUUUUAGUAGUCGUUUCAGUUUAUUCCCUUCCAUGCCUGCAUAUUUUGGGUCCACGUUUUGUGCUAUAAGUUGAAAACUGCACACAUUUAUUUUAACCCUCCUGCGCUUCGGUCGGCGAUAUUAAAAAACUACAAAAAAAUGUUUAAUUAAAUGUAUGUCGUCAGACCACCCUAAUUGCCUCGAGACUGCUCCUAUUAGAUGUAUCUAGAAAAUGAUUAUGGACGAUGGAAAACGCUUUGUAACUCGGAUCAAUAAAAUAUAUACACGCAACGUGGUUUACGGCCACUCUAAA
This is a messenger RNA of Leptidea sinapis, 1765 nucleotides long. Its product is annotated as opsin-1-like. The coding region runs from base 187 to 1338 and encodes 383 amino acids. The transcript is spliced from 9 exons. Gene Ontology annotation, molecular function: G protein-coupled receptor activity. Gene Ontology annotation, biological process: phototransduction; visual perception; G protein-coupled receptor signaling pathway. The record is from RefSeq and is a predicted model, not a curated record. NCBI's taxonomy places the organism in Eukaryota, Metazoa, Arthropoda, Insecta, Lepidoptera, Pieridae. Gene Ontology annotation, cellular component: membrane.